This is a messenger RNA of Rotaria socialis, 510 nucleotides long. The record is from the annotation of a GenBank genome assembly. Lineage: Eukaryota; Metazoa; Rotifera; Eurotatoria; Philodinida; Philodinidae.
ACAUUUGGUCUCAGCGCUCUUCUUGUUGCUUGUAUCUGGAGUUGUCAAAGGUGUAUUCAGUUGAGCGAUUUCAAUGAUCCUAGAAUUCUAGAAAACGCGAUUGUUUGGCGACUUGAUGGAGAAGAAUGGAUACGUUAUUUAAACUAUAUUCAUGGUCCCGAUCGACAGUGGAGAGCUGCUCCUUUAUCAUCUUUCUGUUGUCGACGUGCAUCUUAUGAACGAUUGAUGAAUCGUCAAUAUGGUCAUAUUAUCUUAUAUGAAAAUGGUUUCAUAAUCGACGAAUUAUAUUUGAUUUCAUUUCGAUUAUAUACUUUACUUGGUAUAGAAUUUCAAAAUUUUGGUCUACAUCCACCAACCUUAGGUUUAAGAUUUCGUACCUUUGUUCGAUCUGGCAAUAGUAGUCGAAAUGUAUAUUUUGAUUUAUUUGCACCAUCGUCCAUUUCACGGGAACAAUUAGGAGGCAUUGCUCAAUCAUACCAUAGAAACACAUCUGGAUUAAGUUUCUUUUGA